AAACAGUCCACACCCCCUUUAACAAUAUGUUGUUAACAACUUAUUCUAAGGAACGUCAAGGAAACUUCCUCUUUUAAAUGGCCUCUAGCGACUAAAUCAAAAGCAAGUCUGGAUAAUAUAAUACAUGGAUUUAAGAGUCACUGAGGUGGUUACUCGGGAACAGUGGGGAGCAGUAGCCCCUCGAUGCCGGGAGACCCUCAAGUGUCCUGCUCAAAGAGUUGUCAUACACCACACUGCACUGUUGCACUGCAGGGGCAUCCGAGAAUGUAUGGACCAGCUCAUCCACAUACAGACAAUGCAUAUGCAGGAUAGGAACUUUGAUGACAUUGGAUACAACUUUCUUAUUGGGGGAGAUUGCACAGUGUAUGAGGGCCGAGGCUGGGGUGUUGUGGGUGCACAUACCAAGGACAAUAACCAUGACUCUUUGGGCAUUGCCUUCAUGGGCAACUUCAACAAUGAGAGCCCCAGUCCAGCAGCCCUGUCAUCUGUUAAACAGCUCCUGCAGUGUGGGGUUUCCCAGGGGCAUUUGCACCCUGGAUUUACCCUGCUUGGGCAUAGAGACUUGGGGGACACUGAAUGUCCUGGGGAGAGACUAUAUGCUGCACUAAAACAUCUAAAAUUUCCCUAAACAUAACCUCUUCCACAGGCUCAAUUGCUACUGGUUCGACAGAGAAAGUGAGUCGGUGGUGAAAGAGAAUACCCUGAACAGCACACUUAACAUUUUGGGACUUCCUUGUGUGUUUUUAAACCACUAGAUGGGGCAAUGACGCUUUAUCGUAGCCAUGGCCUAAAAUGCAUACUAUUUUUUUCACAAGCAUUUCACUACACCCGCAAUAACAUCUGCUAAACACUUGUAUGUGACCAAUAAAAUUUGAUUUGAUAAUGGGGUUUCCCAAACCCAGUCCUGGGGCCCCCCUGGGUGCACGUUUUGUUUUUGCCCUAGCACUACACAGCUGAUUCAAAUGACCAACUCACCAUCAAGCUUUGAUUAUUUGAAUCAGCUGUGUAGUGGACCAUUAGACUACUUUAUACAUCUGUGUUUUGUAGAGGACAUACAGUGGGG
Messenger RNA from Oncorhynchus tshawytscha (Chinook salmon), 1063 nucleotides. RefSeq names its product peptidoglycan recognition protein 1. The record is from RefSeq and is a predicted model, not a curated record. Gene Ontology annotation, biological process: peptidoglycan catabolic process; innate immune response. Lineage: Eukaryota; Metazoa; Chordata; Actinopteri; Salmoniformes; Salmonidae. Bases 125 to 628 code for a protein of 167 amino acids. The transcript has 4 exons. Gene Ontology annotation, molecular function: zinc ion binding; peptidoglycan binding; N-acetylmuramoyl-L-alanine amidase activity.